AUGUCUUCUCUGUUCCAAAACAUCCAAUCGUCCACACAGAAUGUGAACUCGGUGCUGACUCACGAGCUCGACAACCCCGUCUUCAACUCGCUGUUGACCAUCGCCCUGGUUCUCUAUGGCGGUCUGGCCGCUCCCGCGCUGCCUCAGUCGAUCCAAAACCUCUUCAACAAGGUCUGGUUCAAGCUCCUCAUCAUGUUCCUCAUCGUCUGGACCGCCUCGCACGACAAGGUACUCGCUCUCGCGCUGGCCAUCGCCUUCUAUGCCUCGCUCAACGUCAUCAUGAACAAGCAGCCCUUUGAGCUGUUCGAACCUUCGUCCACCCUCGUGGCUUAG
Messenger RNA from Polychytrium aggregatum, 333 nucleotides. RefSeq lists its product as uncharacterized. The transcript has a single exon. The record is from RefSeq and is a predicted model, not a curated record. The coding region runs from base 1 to 333 and encodes 110 amino acids. Lineage: Eukaryota; Fungi; Chytridiomycota; Chytridiomycetes; Polychytriales.